ACCUCUAUCUUGUUCUUCCCUGUCACUAGCUCAUCAUCUUCUCCUUGCCGGGAUUUAUUUCCGGAAGGCAUACAGAAGUCACAAAAAUGUUAUCGAACGUGCAAAUAUCGUUCAUCGCAUUUUACUCGUUAUUCGUACUUAAUAUCGUGUCAGUCGAAGUUAACGAGCACAUAUUCUUCCCUGACGAGCGCGAUGCUUUGAUGCAACUAAGGGAAACGAUGAAUUCUUCUGCGAAUCUGCAUGCAAAAUGGACUGGUGUACCAUGUCACAAGAAUCAGAGCAACUGGAAUGGAAUAGCUUGUGAAAAUUGGCAUGUUACACAUGUGGUGCUGGAAAAUAUUCAACUCACAGGCUCUCUGCCCCCUGCAUUUCUGCACAACUUGACAUUCUUGACUAAACUCAGCUUUAGAAACAAUUCAGUUUUUGGGCAGCUUCCGAAUCUCACUAAUUUGAUCAACUUGGAGCAAGUAUUCCUGUCGAAGAACGGCUUUUCGGGUUCUAUUCCAUUCCAUUACAUUCAGCUCCCCAGGCUUAAGAGUUUGGAGUUGGAGGAGAACGUUUUGGAAGGUGGAAUUCCUCCUUUUGAUCAAGAAAGUUUAAUGGAGUUUAAUGUUUCGUAUAAUCACCUCUCGGGUUCGAUUCCAGAGACCAGAGUUCUUGAAAGUUUCAGUGAGAGCUCCUAUGAUCAUAACUCUGGUUUAUGUGGAAAAAUAGUGGGGAAACUAUGUCCUGUUUUGCCACCAGCUCCAUCACCCGGUACACCAUCAAAACAAGAAAAAAAGAAGGUUCUAAGAGCGUAUAUUAUUGCGUUGAUUGCAGCAGGUGCAGUGUUUAUGUCUUUUCUGGUUAUUGUUGUUUUCUUCUGCUGUAGGAAAAAGGCAAUUCGCAGGCAGAAGUUGUCCAACCAACAAGGAAUGAGUGCAGGAAAUAGAAUGAUAUGGUCAAGCAGCGCAGAUGAUCUAGAGAAAACCACAGAAUUAGAGUUUUUCGACAAGGAGAGGCCCAUUUUUAACUUGGAUGAUCUGCUGAGGGCGUCUGCAGAGGUGUUGGGGAAGGGACGGCUAGGCACCACAUACAAGGCAUUGUUGGAGAACGGUCCUGCUAUCUCUGUCAAGCGUCUAAAAGAAAUGAAUUCUUUUAGCAAAAAGGAUUUUGUUCAGCAAAUGAAGUUGCUUGGGCAGAUAAGGCAUGAAAACAUUGUUCAUAUAGUGUCUUUCUACUUCUCAAAGCAGGAGAAACUAGUUGUUCAUGAGUUUGUUCCUGAUGGAAGCCUAUUUCAGCUUUUACAUGAAAACAGAGGAGUUGGAAGAAUACCAUUGAACUGGAGGACACGAUUUUUAAUCAUCAAGGACACGGCAAAAGGUCUGAACUUUCUACACCAGUCUUUACCAUCUCAAAAGGUUCCUCAUGGCAACCUCAAAUCUUCGAAUGUACUAAUCACACAACAAGACGAUGAUCAGAACGUAACAUAUCAGUCCAAGCUAUCUGAUUUUGGAUUUUUACCCCUCUUACCAUCUAAAAAAUCUUCAGAAUGUCUAGCAAUCGCAAAAUGUCCCGAGUUUGCUGAAACUAAAAAGCUCACACAUAAAGCAGAUGUCUAUUGCUUUGGCAUUAUACUUUUGGAGAUCAUAACUGGCAAAAUACCUGGCGAAAUAACAUCAGGCUUCCAGGGAGAAGAUAGCAGUAGUAUUAAUAACCUGUCAGAUUGGGUCAAAAUGGUGGUUAAAAAUGAUUGGUCACCUGAUAUACUAGAUAUGGAGAUAUUGUCAUCCAAAGAAGGACAUGAGGAGAUGCUGAAACUUACUGAACUGGCUCUUCAUUGUACAGAUUUGGCCCCAGAAAGUCGACCAAAUAUGAGUCAAGUUUUGCAAAUCAUUGAGGAGAUUGAGCAAAUGAGUGGGGAUCAACAACAGGAACAGAUUGAAUCAUGAGUAAAUAUUAAUAUAUGGUUUUUAGUUUCAUAUAGCAAAUGCUGAUUUGUAUGUAAUUUUCUUAUUCUGACAUGGAGUUAACCAAUUCUUUAA
Messenger RNA from Daucus carota subsp. sativus, 2024 nucleotides. Its product is annotated as probable leucine-rich repeat receptor-like protein kinase At1g68400. The record is from RefSeq and is a predicted model, not a curated record. The transcript has 3 exons. Gene Ontology annotation, biological process: protein phosphorylation. Gene Ontology annotation, molecular function: protein kinase activity; ATP binding. NCBI's taxonomy places the organism in Eukaryota, Viridiplantae, Streptophyta, Magnoliopsida, Apiales, Apiaceae. The coding region runs from base 87 to 1931 and encodes 614 amino acids.